AAAUACUUGCCGUAGUGAAUGGCACCUUGGGUCUGAUUUGAAAUCGCGGAUUUGCUUUCCAAACAUUUUAUGUUCUCCAGCCACAGGACAUUGAAGCGUAGGACGCCUGCCCAGGGUAUUGACCGCCGAGAGUACAUUGGUCACCUGGUCGAUGAGUAUUACACAACAACCAACAUCGAGGCCCAGCAGCAGGUGACUGCCAACUUGGCCAAUUUUGCAUACGAUCCAAUCAACUGGUCACAUCUGCUAGAGGCGGAUGCCUUGGACGUAUUCCUGGCAUCGCUGGAAUCUCAGGAUCAGCUACUAAAAGUGCACGGAAUCGCGGCAUUGUGUAAUCUUUGCCUGGACAAAACAGCUGCCCAAUUAAUCAGGGAGCAACUAAAACUGAUAACCGGACUCUUUGUGCGCACUGAUCACCCGGAAAUAGUGCUGCAUAGCCUGGCGCUGUUUUACCAACUACUGGAAUUCGGUGAGGUUGACCGGGAUUUACUUCUGAGUCCUUCAGUGCUGAGGACGGUACAAGAGUGGCGGGUCAAGGCUCACGAUGAACGCAUCUUGAGCAGCCGAGCACUUCAGCAGGUGCAAGUGGUUAAGCGGUUUUCCCAAAGCGAUUUAGAGCAGUUUGCCCAGUUCACCGGCGACCACAAUUACAUCCAUAGCCUGGAAACACCCAGAGAAGAGCGCCGCGUCCACGGAGCCCUGCUCAACGCGGUGGUUGCGGGUAUAAUGGGUACCCAGCUACCAGGUCCUGGCACCGUGGUUCUAGAGCAAAAUUUCAAGUUUCUGAAACCCUGUCGCAUCGAGACCGACACCCUUGUGACCGUACGCUUGCUCCAGUCUCGCAAAAUUUCCACCGUAGAGUACGACAUACGACAGAACGACGAGGUGGUCUUCGUCGGCAGUGCCAAGUUGUUGACUCGCAGUCAAAAAGACUAGCUUUGGUUCAAUAAAAAUUAAUGUUAGAAUA
Molecule: messenger RNA, 967 nt
Organism: Drosophila erecta
Lineage: Eukaryota; Metazoa; Arthropoda; Insecta; Diptera; Drosophilidae
Exons: 4
Coding region: 70-936 (288 amino acids)
Source: RefSeq, a predicted model, not a curated record